AUGAAUAGUCCUAAGAAAAAUGAUGAUCCAUUAAUGAGAUUAAAUCAUGAUGAUAAUGAUCAUAAUAAAUCGGAUAUUACAUCUUCUAAAUUGAUAAUAAAACAACAUUUAAAUAAGGAGCCAAAAUUAAAAUUGAUCAAUAAUUAUAAAACAAGUUUAAUCAAAUCAAGGAAACGUGCUAUUGAAUUACUCAAAGCACAAAAUACCAUACCUCAUUUAUCAGAAAUUCAAUGUUCUUAUGAAUUAUUGAAUCAACGUUAUAAUUCUUUAAUACAACAAUAUCAAGUUAUGAGAAAAUUGAAAUUAACAGCGGAACAAUCAAAUCAUGAAUUGAAUAAUGUAAUUGAAUCAUUAAGUAAUAUGUUACAUAGAAGUCGUAAACAAAAUAUUCGAACUAAACGUACAAUUGAGAGUAUUAAAAUGCAUUUAAUCAAACUGUAUAACACCAUCAAACAAUUGAAUAUAGAUAAUAAUCAAUCUGAGAAUAACACAUCACAAUCAUUGGAAAAUAUGAAUUCUAAAAAAUUCAUAAAAGAAUUCUCUGAUAAUAUUAUUCAUCAACUUCAAGGAGCAAUAGAUCGUAAACGGAUUGAACAUAACAACAUGAAGAAUAAAAUUAAUACACUUGAAAAUGAAACAAAACGUCGACGUCAAUGCAUUGAAGAAUUGAAAAUACGUCUUCAAUGUGUACUUGCUGAACAAAUAGAUCUUCGAAAUGAAUUAUUAACUAAAGAAAAAAUGAAUGAACAUUUAAAAUUCUCUGAAAUUCAAUUAAAACAAACUAAAAAAUGUCAACAUAUUCAAUUAACUAUUUUAAUUCAUGAAAAAAAGAAUCUUCUAGAAAAUUUCAAUCAAUUAAAACAAUCUCAUCAUCAUUUAAUGAAUCAAUUAAAUCAAUUAAAAGCGGAUUUUUUAAAUUUGCAAAAAUUGAAAAAUGCAAAAAAUUUUCCCAUAGAAAAAUCAGAGAAUCAAUUAGUCAAACAAGGGAAACCAUUCAAUCGUAUUUGUGCUAAUAAUCGUAUUGACCAUUUAGAAAAAUUCAUUAUAAUAUUGGCAAAUGAAUUAAUUAAAACAAUUAAAACGAUUUAUCAAUUACGUAAUCAUCCAUUAAUGAUGACAACUAUGGUCAAUACAACAAAUGAAUUAUGUAACAAAUAUACAACAUCAGUUAAUGAUAAUCCAAAGUCUACAAUAAGUCAAGAUAGUUUACAUGUAGCUAAAAUGAAAGCAGCUGAAAUUCUAUGUUUAUCAUUAAAUGAUUUAGAGAAAUUAACAUUUCUAGAUAAUGAUAAUCAUCAUAAUGAUCAACAAGAUCUCACUAUUGGCAUUAAUGAUCAUCAUCCUGAUGAUCCUGAUCAUAUCGACUUAACAAAAAUUGAACCGAUCAAUUCAUUCAAUAAUAAAACGAAACAAUUCAAUCAAUGUGGAAUUCUUUCAAAAUUCACUAUGAAUUCAUAUAUAGACAAUUUAACAAAAUGGCCUAUACAAUGUGAAAGAUUAUUAAAAGAUUAUCCUUUUUCAAAGAAGUUAGUGGAAGAAUUUUCAAUGAAAUUAAACGAUUUGGUUGAGAUUGUCACCAUAUUUUUUGUAAAUGAAAAAUAUACUACUGAAGAAUAAUACUGAACAAUUUAUGAGUAUUAUGCUAGAUAUAAUGUAUAUCAUUAUUUCGUAAUUAAAUUUUGUUUUCCGU
Schistosoma mattheei is the source of this 1690-nucleotide messenger RNA. The record is from the annotation of a GenBank genome assembly. NCBI's taxonomy places the organism in Eukaryota, Metazoa, Platyhelminthes, Trematoda, Strigeidida, Schistosomatidae.